Molecule: messenger RNA, 285 nt
Organism: Eremothecium gossypii ATCC 10895
Lineage: Eukaryota; Fungi; Ascomycota; Saccharomycetes; Saccharomycetales; Saccharomycetaceae
Gene: QCR8
Product: ubiquinol--cytochrome-c reductase subunit 8
Exons: 1
Coding region: 1-285 (94 amino acids)
Biological process (GO): mitochondrial electron transport, ubiquinol to cytochrome c
Source: RefSeq, marked provisional
AUGGGUGGUCCACACGGCAAGGCAUACAUGGGCUGGUGGGGGUCUAUGGGCUCCCCCAAGCAGAAGUACAUUACCUCGUACGCGGUCUCUCCGUACGCGCAGAAGCCGCUUGCGGGCAUCUUCCACAACGCGGUGUUCAACACCUUCCGGCGCGUGCGCGCGCAGGCGCUGUACGUGAUCAUCCCGUUCGGGCUGUACUACGCCUGGUGGGCGAACUGCAGGGACUACAACGAGUUUCUGUACACCAAAGCCGGCCGCGAGGAGCUCGAGCGCGUCAACAACUAG